Messenger RNA from Echinops telfairi (small Madagascar hedgehog), 3130 nucleotides. It is a transcript of the gene MYBPC2, whose product is annotated as myosin binding protein C2. The transcript has 24 exons. The coding region runs from base 1 to 3075 and encodes 1024 amino acids. The record is from RefSeq and is a predicted model, not a curated record. Gene Ontology annotation, molecular function: protein binding. Lineage: Eukaryota; Metazoa; Chordata; Mammalia; Afrosoricida; Tenrecidae.
AUGCUUGGCCUGCUGCGCCACCAGGACGCCUUGCGCCUCUGCGACAUCUCCCGAAAUGGAUCCUCCAGCCCCACCCCCAGCAGGCGUCCUCCCCUGGGCCCCGCGCGGGACGCAGCUGUCGACCGAGAAGCAGGACCAGUCCUGAGUUCCGCCGCCGACAUGCCCGAGGCGAAGCCAGCGGCCAAGAAGGCCCCUAAAGGCAAAGAGGCCCCCAAACAAGCUUCCAAGGAAGCCCCUAAAGACCCCCCCAAGGACGCUUCCCCUAAGGAUGCCCCAGCAGAUGCCCCCAAAGAAGCCCCUCCUGAGGACCUGUCCCCUGCUGGUGAGGAGCCCACUGGGGUCUUCCUGAAGAAGCCGGAUUCUGUGUCCGUGCAGACUGAGGUGGUUGAGGAGGAGGAGAAGAAGAAGAAGAAGAAGGAAGACGAUGACCUUGGUAUCCCACCGGAGAUUUGGGAGCUCCUGAAAGGGGCGAAGAAGAGCGAGUAUGAGAAGAUCGCCUUCCAGUACGGCAUCACUGACCUCCGGGGCAUGCUGAAGCGGCUUAAGAAGGCCAAGGUUGAGGUCAAGAAGAGUGCAGCCUUCACAAAGAAGCUGGACCCAGCCUACCAAGUGGACAGGGGCAACAAGAUCAAGUUGGUGGUGGAGAUCAGCGACCCAGACCUUCCACUCAAAUGGUUCAAGAAUGGCCAGGAGAUCAAACCAGGCAGCAAGUAUCAGGUGUUUGUGGGUGACCGCGUGGAAAUGAUGGUGGAGGUGUCGGAAGAAGGUGCCCAAGUGAUGUGGAUGAAAGAUGGCGUAGAGAUGACUCGGGAGGAAUCCUACAAGGCCCGCUACCGCUUCAAGAAGGACGGGAAGCGUCACAUUCUCAUCUUCUCAGACGUCACCCUGGAGGAUGGGGGUCGGUUUCAGGUCAUGACCAAUGGUGGCCAGUGUGAGGCCGAGCUCAUUGUGGAAGAGAAGCAGCUGGAGGUCCUGCAGGACAUCGCCGACCUGACGGUGAAGGCCUCCGAGCAGGCCGUGUUCAAGUGCGAGGUGUCUGACGAGAAGGUGACGGGCAAGUGGUACAAGAACGGGAUCGAGGUGCGGCCCAGCAAGAGGAUCACCAUCUCCCACAAAGGGAGGUUCCACAAGCUGGUGAUUGACGAUGUCCGUCCUGAAGAUGAAGGGGACUACACCUUCGUGCCUGAUGGCUAUGCCCUGUCCCUCUCGGCCAAGCUCAAUUUCCUGGAAAUUAAAGUGGAGUAUGUACCCAAGCAAGAGCCACCAAAGAUCCACCUGGACUGCUCGGGGAAGACCUCAGAGAACUCCAUUGUGGUUGUGGCCGGAAACAAGCUGAGACUGGAUGUGUCCAUCACAGGGGAGCCCCCGCCCGUUGCCACGUGGUUGAAGGGAGACGAGGUGUUCACAGCCACCGAGGGCAGGACCCACAUUGAGCAGCGGUCCGAAUGCAGCAGCUUUGUCAUCGAGAGUGCUGAGCGAUCGGACGAGGGCCGCUAUACCAUCAAGGUCACCAACCCUGUUGGCGAGGACGUAGCCUCCAUCUUCUUGCGUGUUGUGGAUGUCCCAGACCCCCCAGAGGCUGUGCGGGUCACCUCAGUUGGAGAGGAUUGGGCCAUUCUGGUCUGGGAGCCACCCAAGUACGAUGGUGGACAGCCGGUCACCGGAUACCUUAUGGAGCGGAAGAAGAAGGGCUCUCAGCGCUGGAUGAAGCUGAACUUUGAGGUCUUUACGGAGACGACUUAUGAGUCGACCAAGAUGAUUGAAGGCGUUCUCUAUGAGAUGCGCGUCUUCGCCGUCAACGCCAUUGGGGUCUCGCAGCCCAGCAUCAACACCAAACCCUUUAUGCCCAUUGCACCCACGAGUGAACCUCUGCACCUGAUGGUGGAGGACGUGACUGAUACCACCACCACGCUCAAGUGGAGGCCUCCGGACAGGAUCGGGGCAGGCGGCAUUGAUGGGUACCUGGUGGAGUACUGCCUGGAGGAAUCUGAGGAAUGGCUGCCCGCUAACACGGAGCCCGUGGAGCGGUGCGGCUUCACCGUCAAGGAUCUGCCCACAGGAGCAAGAGUUAUCUUCCGGGUCGUGGGGGUCAACAUCGCAGGGCGCAGUGAGCCGGCCACCCUGACCCAGCCGGUCACCAUCCGGGAGAUUGUGGAGCAACCCAAGAUCCGCCUCCCGCGCCACCUGCGCCAGACCUACAUCCGCAAAGUGGGGGAACAGCUCAACCUCCUCAUCCCCUUCCAGGGGAAGCCGCGGCCCCAGGUGGUGUGGACCAAGGGCGGGGCCCCGCUGGACGCCUCGCGCGUGCACGUGCGGACCAGUGACGUGGACACGGUGCUGUUCGUGCGCCAGGCGGCGCGCUCCGACUCCGGGGAGUACGAGCUCAGCGUGCAGAUCGAGAACAUGCAGGACACGGCCACCAUCCGCAUCCGGGUCGUGGAAAAGGCAGGGCCAGCAGAGAAUGUGAUGGUGAAGGAAGUGUGGGGCACCAACGCCCUGGUGGAGUGGCAGCCCCCCAAAGACAACGGGAACAGUGAGGUCACGGGCUAUUUCAUCCAGAAAGCCGACAAGAAAACCAUGGAGUGGUUCAAUGUUUAUGAACACAGCCGCCCCACCUCCUGUACUGUGUCCGAUCUUAUCGUGGGCAACGAGUAUUAUUUCCGAGUCUUCAGCGAGAAUAUCUGUGGGCUCAGUGACUCACCCGGUAUCUCGAAGAACACAGCCCGGAUCCUCAAGACAGGACUCACCUACAAACCGCUUGAGUAUCAAGAGCAUGACUUCCGAACAGCCCCCAAGUUCUUGACGCCUCUCCUAGACCGGGUGGUUGUGGCCGGAUACACGGCUGCUCUCAACUGUGCCGUCCGAGGCCACCCCAAGCCAAAGGUGGUGUGGAUGAAGAACAAGAUGGAGAUCCGCGAAGACCCCAAGUUCCUCAUCACCAAUCACCAGGGCGUGCUCACGCUCAACAUCCGCCGCCCCUCUCCCUUCGACGCGGGCACCUACUCCUGCCGGGCCGUCAACGAGCUGGGGGAGGCGCUGGCUGAGUGCCGGCUGGAUGUGCGAGUGCCGCAGUGAAGAUGACCUCUCUGCUCGUCCCCCUCCCGGAGUUUCCAUAAAGAACACAAGUCAA